Messenger RNA from Nannospalax galili (Upper Galilee mountains blind mole rat), 4695 nucleotides. It is a transcript of the gene Capn5, whose product is annotated as calpain 5. The transcript is spliced from 13 exons. Gene Ontology annotation, cellular component: cytoplasm. The record is from RefSeq and is a predicted model, not a curated record. Gene Ontology annotation, biological process: proteolysis. Gene Ontology annotation, molecular function: calcium-dependent cysteine-type endopeptidase activity. Lineage: Eukaryota; Metazoa; Chordata; Mammalia; Rodentia; Spalacidae. The coding region runs from base 27 to 2174 and encodes 715 amino acids.
CCUGGAGACCACGCCUCUGGCCUCCAAUGGGCGGAGGCUGCGGGGCGGGCGGGAGGAACCAAAGCCCCGGAGUCCGAGCUCCAGCCCCUGCCCCGUGCUGCCCGGGCUGCCUCUCCCCACAGAGCCCCAAGCCGCGGCCAGGGCCAGUCCAUCUUCCGCGCCAGUGCCCGCGCCGUGCCCUGCAUCCCGGGAGUCCGACUCAAGCUGCGGCGGCGCGGCAGGUGCCUCCCCUCCUUGGGGACGUGGCCACCAUGUUCUCGUGUGUGAAGGCCUAUGAGGACCAGAACUACUCAGCACUGAAGCGGGCCUGUUUGCGCAGGAAGGUGCUCUUCGAGGACCCCCACUUCCCUGCCACUGAUGACUCACUGUACUACAAGGGCUCCCCAGGGCCCAUGGUCAGGUGGAAGCGGCCCAAGGACAUCUGUGAGGACCCCCGCCUCUUUGUGGAUGGUAUCAGCUCCCAUGACCUGCACCAGGGCCAGGUGGGCAACUGCUGGUUUGUGGCUGCAUGCUCGUCACUCGCCUCUCGAGAGUCGCUCUGGCAAAAGGUCAUCCCGGACUGGAAGGAGCAAGAAUGGGACCCAGAGAAGCCCGACAUCUAUGCCGGCAUCUUCCAUUUCCAUUUCUGGCGCUUUGGGGAAUGGGUGGACGUGGUCAUCGAUGAUCGCCUGCCCACAGUCAACAACCAGCUAAUCUACUGCCACUCCAACUCCCGCAACGAGUUCUGGUGUGCCCUGGUGGAGAAGGCCUAUGCCAAGUUGGCAGGCUGUUACCAGGCCCUGGAUGGAGGCAACACAGCAGAUGCACUAGUGGACUUUACAGGCGGUGUUUCUGAACCUAUUGACUUGACUGAGGGGGACUUCGCCAAUGAUGAGGCCAAGAGGAACCAGCUCUUUGAACGUGUGCUGAAGGUGCACAGCAGAGGUGGCCUCAUCAGUGCCUCCAUCAAGGCUGUGACAGCAGCUGACAUGGAGGCCCGUCUGGCCUGUGGCCUGGUGAAGGGCCACGCAUACGCUGUCACAGAUGUGCGCAAGGUGCGACUGGGCCAUGGCCUACUGGCCUUCUUCAAAUCAGAGAAGCUGGAUAUGAUCCGCCUGAGGAACCCCUGGGGCGAGCGGGAAUGGAACGGGCCCUGGAGUGACACCUCAGAGGAAUGGCAGAAAGUCAGCAAGAGCGAGCGGGAGAAGAUGGGUGUGACUGUGCAGGAUGACGGCGAGUUCUGGAUGACCUUUGAGGACAUGUGCCGGUACUUCACCGACAUUAUCAAGUGCCGCUUGAUUAACACGUCCUACCUGAGCAUCCACAAGACUUGGGAAGAGGCCCGGCUGCAUGGUGCCUGGACACAGCAUGAGGACCCAAGGCAGAACCGCAGCGGGGGCUGCAUCAAUCACAAGGACACCUUCUUCCAAAACCCACAGUACAUCUUUGAGGUCAAGAAGCCGGAAGAUGAAGUGCUGAUCUGCAUCCAGCAACGGCCCAAGCGCUCAACCCGCCAGGAGGGCAAGGGCGAGAACCUGGCCAUUGGCUUUGACAUCUACAAGGUGGAGGAGAACCGCCAGUACCGCAUGCACAGCCUGCAGCACAAGGCUGCCAGUUCCAUCUACAUCAAUUCUCGUAGUGUUUUCCUGCGGACGGAGCAGCCUGAGGGCCGCUAUGUCAUCAUCCCCACCACCUUCGAGCCAGGCCACACUGGCGAGUUCCUGCUCCGAGUCUUCACAGAUGUGCCCUCCAACUGCCGGGAGCUGCGCCUGGAUGAGCCCCCUCGAACCUGUUGGAGCUCCCUGUGUGGCUACCCCCAGCAGGUGACCCAGGUCCAUGUUCUAGGGGCUGCUGGCCUCAAGGACUCCUCCACAGGGGCUAACUCAUAUGUGAUCAUGAAAUGUGAGGGGGAAAAGGUUUGCUCAACCGUGCAGAAAGGGACCUCGUCGCCAGAAUACAAUGUGAAAGGCAUCUUCUACCAAAAGAAGCCGGGCCAGCCCAUCACUGUGCAGAUCUGGAACCACCGAGUCCUGAAGGAUGAAUUCCUGGGUCAGGUGCACCUGAAGACUGAUCCAAAUAACCUCCAGGCCCUUCAUACCCUCCACCUCCGAGACCGCAGUAGCCGGCAGCCCAGUGACUUGCCAGGCACUAUAGCAGUGCGUGUUCUCAGCAGUGCCUCCCUCAUGGCUGUCUGACACAGGCCCACUUUCCUGGACCUACCCGUUCUCGCCACCACCUGCAUGUCCCCACCUGGCCUGGGACCAGCCUGGGAACCAGACACUGGGGUCCUUUCCCAACUCUUCCAGUGACUUGAUGUGUGACCUGAGGAGAGCUCUGGUCCUCUGUGAGCCUCAGUGUUCUGAGGGACCCAAAGCAUUCCUUUCUUGUGGGGGAGUCUUCUUGCUUGAGAUUGAUUAUAGCCCUUUCCACCCAGUGGGCACUGCUGCUAAGGGAAAACCUUUGAAAACCUUUUUCCAGGCCCUGCUGUCUGCCAAGGAGUGCCAAGAUGUCACUAGUUUACACACAAACUGCCAUGUCCCAAGCCCCCUUCUCGCCCCUUGUUUCCUAGCCCUUCCUCACAGUCUCCCAGGUCUUUGCUAUGUAGCCGAGGAUGACCUUGAAUUCACCCUUCUGCCUCUACUUCUCCAGUGCUGAGGUUAGAGGCAUGUGCUACCAUACCUAGUUUAUGUGGUACUCAGGAUGAACCUAGGGCUUUGUGCAUGCUAGGCAAGCACUCUACCAACUGACCUACAGCCCCAGCCUGGUUUUUGAGCCACCUUGAAAGAACUCUUGGUGGGCAUCUGCUGGGAAGUAUGCAAGAGACAUUUGCUCAUUGUCUAAUGCUGUCCCCCCCCCCAUCCAUUAGUCACUCAAUAUAGAGUUAUCCAAUUAGGGCAUGAGCCUCGCCCCCCUCCACUUCUGCUGCAGGCCUCCCCUAUCCUCAGGUCUUCUCAAAGGCAGAUACCUUGCUGAGCAGUAGGCUCUGACUUCACUCCCAUCCCCCAAAGAGCUGUGGCCACAGUGGUGAGAAAAAGGCAUUUUCCUACCUCCACUCCUGAUGUUGGAAGGAGUGGGCCAGGUGGAGUGCUAGAGGGGAACCAAAGGGGCUACACAGUCCUCUGUUGGAAUUUUCCUGGCACAAGGGACUCUGGUGGUGCCAGGCCCACAGGGUCAGGUCAUCUAUUGGGUGUUGCAGGAGAUAAGGACUUACCUCACCUGACCAGAGGCCCUUCCGCUGACAUCCCCCAAAUGGCCAAGGAGGUCACAGUGCUUUUCCUGCUUCCUGGAUCAAAAUGUUCCUUUUGGUCCUCAACAUUUGAUAGCCUUUCUAUUUUAAAAUUUUCAGUGUAAAGGAAAACCUGAUACCCUCACCCACCUUGUUCUUCUCGAACUCAUUUUGUUGGAACUCGAGUUUUAUUUUUACUUUAAUCUGGGAUGGAAAUGGAUAAAGUAGGAACUUCUUAGAGGAGGCCUGGCAAGGAAGGCACAGGGUAACCAAGACCAAGUGGCAGACCCCUGUAAGUGUCACCUGGCAACCAGGAACUGCCACCUACCCUCCAGCAGAACCAGGCCAGCAGCCCUGCCCUUGCUUCCUCCCUCCAAAGUUAGGCCAGGCUGGCUCCUGGCUAUGAAAGUACUUCUGGUCCCCAGGAAUCCUUGGAUUGAGCAGGUGAGGAUAAAGGGUGGAACAGGAGUACAGUGACUCUGUUCAUUCUUUGCGCCCGGGGUCUGCAUGAUAUGGCUGGUUGCAGACUGCAUUCUUGAGGGACUUCAGCACUGGUGCUGUGGCUCACAGGGUCCACUCUGCCUCUCUCGGGCUUCCAGACCAGGCUUAGUAUAUGAAAAAGUGCAGUUGGGUCAAGGGUGGCGAUUUAUUUUGGGAACAUGGCUUUCUGACUCCAGGCCCUGUUGUGCAGUCUUCUUCAUGGCUGGAGGUGCUGAAUUCUGACUGCCACCUUGCUCCAUGGGGGCUCUGUCCUGGCCAAAGGACCCGGCACUGAAAGAUAAGAGGAGUCCUCCAAAGUCGGGGCUUCCCCUCAAGGACUCAAACAUGGGGCUGGGACUGCAUGCCACAGGGGCAAGUCACUUACCUCCUGCGUGUGCCUGGACUCCCCCCUUUUCAAAGUAGGACUGCUGACUCCUAUUUGUCAGGGCUUUUCCUAACAAGUGCUGAAUUCCUCCGUGUGUCUCUGUAUUGUGCCCUAACACGUUCACAUAGUCACUUUUCAAAGGCUGCUUCAAAUGAAAAAUAUGAUCAAGGGGGGAAGAGAGAGUGCCUGUUACACCAGCUUGGGCCUCAGUCCCUGAUGUGUUUAUCUUAGCUCAGCCAUGCACCACCAGGGGCACAGGGCAAACCAGGACCAAGUAGCAGGCUGGUGUAAGCUGCACCCAAGUGACCAAACUCUGCCUCCCAUCUGCAGAAGAAGCGGGCCAGUAUCCCUGCUCUUGCUUCCUCCCUUUCAAGCUAGGCCAGACUGGCUCCUAGCUAUGCAGGGAUCUCUGGUCCCAGGAAGCCUUGGGACCAUGCAGGUGUGGAUAGAGGGUAGAGGAGAGAGGGCAGUGGCUUUACCCCAGUGGUCUUGUGGUGUGCCCUGUUGCAGUCCAGUCUACCUGAAUCACCUAGACCUGGAUUCACUCUUGGGUCAUCGUGCCCUGGGGUCAAGGGAGAGGAGGCCUGUUCUCUCUCAAUAAAUAUUACUGCCAUUCCAGAAAGAC